Molecule: messenger RNA, 1487 nt
Organism: Castor canadensis (American beaver)
Lineage: Eukaryota; Metazoa; Chordata; Mammalia; Rodentia; Castoridae
Source: RefSeq, a predicted model, not a curated record
AUGGACACAAAGCAGCCAGAUGCUCAUUUGGCUGCUGAAGAAGAAGCUAAACGAUUAGAAGAACUACAAAAACAGGCAGCACGGGAGAGAAUGGAGCAGUUUGAAAAGGCACAUGAACGGGGUUUCCAAGCAAUGAAAAAGAUCCAUUUGGCCCAAAAUCAAGAGAAGCUAAUGAAAGAACUCAAACAGCUGCAACAAGAGGACCUGGCACGUAAAAGACAGACUGUAGCACAAAUGCCACCACAGCUAGUUGAACUUCCAUACAAACGAAGUGAAAUAAAAGAUGACUGGCAGAGAGAGCUGGAAUUUGCCUUUGAAGAUAUGUACAAUGCAGACAGAAAGGUGAAAGGAAAUCUGAUUUUGCACCUUGAACCAGAGCCUUUGCCCACUGUGACUGACCAGAUCCAAGAUGAAGACCUGGACCUUUCAAUGGAACAAGAAAAUAAAGACCCCUUGGCUAUGAACACUCAGCAUAUCACUUCAAAAAUUCUUUUUAAAAAAUUAUUAAAUAAGAUUCGAAGCCAAAAAUCUCUCUGGACUAUUAAAUCCAUGUCUGAAGAUGAAGGUGAAAUGACAACUGUUAGUGAGACUGGAAGUAAAGCAGCAGGAGCAGUUGGCAGCAAGGAAGAACAUUAUUCUCUGAGCAACAAGUGGGUUCAGAAUUCUAAGCAACUGAAACUAAUUUUUGUUUUGGGGAUUCCCACAGAAGUAAAUGAGACUCCACCUGGCAUGACUGUCGCUCAGAGCUCAGUUCUACUUCAUCCUCAAGAAGAAGCAGUCAGAGUUAGAACAUCAGCAAGGCAGAAACAGAUAAUGGAAAUAGAAGAGCAAAAGCAAAAGCAGUUAGAAUUACUGGAACAAAUUGAACAACAGAAGUUAAGAUUAGAAACCGAUUGCUUCAGGGCUCAGCUGGAAGAAGAAAAAAGAAAAAAUAUUCAACAGACUAAGGUUGGCACUGCUCUGGCAUCAUGCACUGUUAUUUCUGAUGAAGAUGGACAUAGGCAGAUGAUUCGUAACUAUCAACAACAGCUUUUACAACAAAACAGGUUACACAAGCAAUCUGUUGAAACUGCCAGGAAACGAUUACUAGAGUAUCAAACUAUAUUAAAAGGAAGGUAUCCAUCCAUGUCAGCCACAUCUUUGAUAUCUGAUUCUGUUAUAUCAAUACUACCACAGAAAUCUGAAAAACGUACUGCUAUAUCAGAGCAUUGGAAUCAAAGUCAGAGACUCAAGUUAAGUCUUAACAUGCAACCCAUACAGAUCUGUAAAUUAGAACAAGAUCAUAUUCAGGUACCAGGACAAAAUCACUUUCCACAAAGACAGAUAAAAACAACAGAAAUAGUAAGAACUUCAGAUGUUUUAGCCAACAUAGAAUCACAGGAAUAUCUAAGGCAGUUCUCUAAGACUGAAACACAACAGAGAGACUAUAAAUUGGUCCCUAAAGAUUCUCAUAAGCUUUCAGGGCUUUGUCAUAUGAUCAGCCACAG